AUGGCAGAGGGCAACAGUUCCGGCGACCUUUUCUCCAGCGGCAAGCUGGUGGCGGAGGCCGCCGCGUCGGUGUUCCAGCAGAAGAGCGCGGAGAACGUCGACAAGAAGGAGGUCGCCGGCGCGGCGGCCGAGAUCCUGCACGCGGCGUCCACGUACGGCAAGUUCGAGGACAAGCCGGCCGGGCAGUACAUCGAGAAGGCCGAGGGAUACCUGAAGGAGUUCAGCACGGGACACGCCGCCGGCGCCGCGGCGCCGCCGAAGCCAGCGGAGCCGGCGCCCAAGGAGAAGGAGCCGGCGGUGCCUGCGCCGGCCGCGGAGGAAGGCGGCAAGUCGUCGUCGGAGGGGUUUGGCCUCGGCGACGUCGUGAAGGGCGCUGAGCAGCUCGUGGAGAAGCAGGGCGGCGGAGAGGAAAGCGCCGGCGGUGGGCUGUUUAAGAUGGCCCAGGGCUUCCUCAAGUAG
Messenger RNA from Miscanthus lutarioriparius, 459 nucleotides. NCBI's taxonomy places the organism in Eukaryota, Viridiplantae, Streptophyta, Magnoliopsida, Poales, Poaceae. The record is from the annotation of a GenBank genome assembly.